AUGUCAGAAGACCAGGCUCAUAUGGUUAAUGGACACAAGACUGGUGAGGAGGUACUUCCUUUUGAGGAGGAUGACUACGGAGGAGUGAUCGUGGAGAUGAAAACUCCUAUGGAUCCAAAGUGUUUCAUUGCAACGCUAAGAUAUUCGUUCACGCAGUGGCGGUUACAGGGUAAAAAGGGAGUCUGGUUAAAUUUGCCUCUCACACACGUAAACCUCGUGGAACCUGCGGUCAAGGAAGGUUUCCGGUAUCACCACGCUGAACCAACUUACCUAAUGCUAGUUUACUGGAUUCCAACAGCCGAGAGUACUAUUCCUUUGAAUGCUUCUCAUCGUGUCCGUGUUGGUGCUGUUGUCUUGAACCCUAACCAAGAGAUUCUUGUUGUGCAGGAAAAACACGGUACGUUACGCGGAUCAGGUGUGUGGAAGAUCCCAACAGGUGUUGUUGACGAGGGUGAAGAGAUUUUCACGGCAGCCAUUAGAGAAGUAAAAGAAGAGACAGGCAUCGACACAGAGUUUUUGGAGAUUCUAGCUUUCUGCCAAUACCACGAGUCAUUUUUUGCCAAAUCAGAUUUAUUCUUCAUUUGUCUGUUGCGGCCUACCUCCUUUGAUAUUCAAAAGCAGGACUUAGAGAUCGAAGCAGCUCAAUGGAUGCGGUUCGAGGACUCUGCCUCUCAACAUAUCACACAAGAGAACGAGCUCUUCAAAGAGAUUCAUCGCAUUUGCUCAAUGAAAAUGGAAAAGAGCUACACUGGCUUUUACACAAAACCCAUUACUACUUUCUUUGACGACAAGUUAGGUUAUCUAUACUGGAAUAAACAAGAGAUGAGCAAUCAUAUCUCUUAA
Molecule: messenger RNA, 843 nt
Organism: Microthlaspi erraticum
Lineage: Eukaryota; Viridiplantae; Streptophyta; Magnoliopsida; Brassicales; Brassicaceae
Source: the annotation of a GenBank genome assembly